GUCCAAAGCAUCCACCCACCGCCUUUUUAUACGACCGAAUUCUCAGUGAAGUGGACGCCAAGAAACGAAGCUCUUCUCUCAUAUUAAUUUCUCAAACCUUCAUUUCUUUUCAGUCCCAGGAAACCAACCUUUCUCUGUCCCAUACCAACACUGAGAGAAGGACGUCUAUUACUUGUUCUGUUUUUGUGAUAGAAGCGUUGGCACCCAGAAUGAAGAAGGCGGAGAUAGAUACGAGAGCACCAUUCCGCUCCGUCAAAGAGGCUGUUUCGUUGUUCGGUGAGAAAGUCUUGGCGCAAGAGCUCUAUGCAACCCAGCUCAAAGAGAAUUGCUAUCCACGAGAAAUUAAUUUGGAGCAUUUGAAGAAAAAGCUCCAAAUGUUAUGCUUGCUUGCAGGGUGGUGCAAUCUUCAGAUACAGAAGAGAGGGAAUGAAAAUGGGAUGGAAGAAUCAUCGAGGGUGGGAAGAGUAGCAGUAGAGCUGGAGGAGACGAGGCAGAAUCUGGAGAGGGCGAGGGAGGAAAGCAUGUUAAUGGCGCAUUGCUUGUCGUCUCUGCAAGAAGAGCUUGAGCAGACGAAGCAAGAGCUGCAACAGCUGAAGCAACGAGAGAAUGAGGAGAAGCAUGCAGUGGAAUGCGAGAUUAAUGAAGAUGUCAAGUUCGUUGAGAACUUGAGCAGGUCAGAAGAGUUUCAGAAGAAAAGGUACGUCACAUCUGCGAAUCCUCCCUCUGUGUUGUCUCAUGUCAUUCACCCACAGAGUGUUGAGAAGCUGGAGAGGCAUCCUUCCCUCAGGAAGAAGAAGAAGAAGAACCCUUUGAUUCCUCUCAUUAGUAUCUUCUCCAGGAAAAAGGCUAACCCUCGAGUCCUCUGAACGCAUAUAUCACUUCCAGCUUCUAUGGCCUCGUAUCUUAUACUCUUAUAUGCUUUAAUUUCAGCUGCCAUAUUUUCUGUUCUUUGUGUCCUUUUUGUAUCAUACUAGCUGGUAGCCAUUAACAUAUUCCACCAAAGUAAGACGAGAGUGUAAGAGGAGGCACAUUUAAGAGUCUUGUAUUCGUGAAGCACCAUUAUUACAGAUGCAGGGUGCAUUUGGUCAUUUGAAAAGUACUUUUAAGCUUUUCAUAUGUCAAAAUUUAUUUGAAAAAUUUUUAAUUGGCCAAUAACUUUUGAGACAUGUAUUGAAAUGAGGUUUGGAAGUAAACUUUGAAACUCAAUUUUGAAUUGAAUUUCAAAUGUCAUAUGUGAGUUGAGCAUUCAAUGAGGGAAAUAAAUUUAUACUUAUUUUUUUAAUUAAUCAUGCUAUUCUUGAUUUUUUUGCAUUUUUCAUACAAGUUCACUUCAUAGCCCUCUAACUCUUUUUUGUUUCCACUC
Molecule: messenger RNA, 1363 nt
Organism: Prosopis cineraria
Lineage: Eukaryota; Viridiplantae; Streptophyta; Magnoliopsida; Fabales; Fabaceae
Product: WEB family protein At1g75720-like
Exons: 3
Coding region: 210-866 (218 amino acids)
Source: RefSeq, a predicted model, not a curated record